Messenger RNA from Boleophthalmus pectinirostris (great blue-spotted mudskipper), 3189 nucleotides. RefSeq names its product cytosolic 10-formyltetrahydrofolate dehydrogenase-like. Gene Ontology annotation, molecular function: aldehyde dehydrogenase (NAD+) activity; formyltetrahydrofolate dehydrogenase activity. The transcript is spliced from 22 exons. Bases 1 to 2433 code for a protein of 810 amino acids. Gene Ontology annotation, biological process: 10-formyltetrahydrofolate catabolic process; one-carbon metabolic process; biosynthetic process. Lineage: Eukaryota; Metazoa; Chordata; Actinopteri; Gobiiformes; Gobiidae. Gene Ontology annotation, cellular component: cytoplasm. The record is from RefSeq and is a predicted model, not a curated record.
AUGGAGUCCGAGUGGGCUCUGUUCUCCACCUCCAUUGUCAAUGCGGCCGCCCGUAGCUGUGGGCGUAAGGCAUGGGAUGAGAGUGGGACUUUGAUCCACGGUGAUAGGAAAGGGGGCUUCACUGUGUUUUGGGCAGAUGAUGGGCUGGACACUGGGCCUAUCCUGCUGCAGAGGGAGUGUGAUGUGCAGCUAGACGACACGGUCAACUCCAUCUACAACAGGUUUCUGUUCCCUGAGGGCGUCAAGGGCACGGUGGAGGCAGUGAGGCUGAUUGCCGAGGGAAAAGCCCCAAGGAUCGCCCAGCCACAGGAGGGCGCUACCUAUGAGUGUAUCCAGAAGAAAGCAAACGCAAAGAUUGACUGGAACCAGACAGCAGAAGCCCUCCACAACUGGAUCAGAGGGAAUGACAAAGUCCCUGGGGCCUGGGCCGAGGUGGAUGGAAAAAACGUGACUUUCUAUGGCUCCACUCUGGUUGGAAAUGGGACCUCAACACAAGGCCAGCCACUGGAGAUCCCUGGGGCCAGUCAGCCUGGAGUGGUGACCAAAGCAGGGCUGAUGUUGUUUGGAAAUGAUGGCAAAGCUCUCCUGGUGAAGAACCUGCAGUUUGAUGAUGGCAAGAUGAUCCCAGCCUCACAGUACUUCAGUGCAGGGAAGACCUCCACUGUGGAGCUGACAGAGGAAGAGAAAGCUCUGGCAGAGCAAAUGAGAGCUGUGUGGCAGAGCAUUCUGACCAAUGUUAGCCAAAUCCAGGACUCCACAGACUUCUUCAAGUCUGGAGCGGCUUCCAUGGAUGUGGUCAGGCUUGUGGAAGAGGUGAAGCUGCUGGCCAGUAACUGUCAGCUCCAGAAUGAAGACAUCUACAUGAACUCCACUUUCCAGGAGUUUAUCCAGAUGUGUGUGAGGAAGAUCCGUGGUGAGGAUGAUGAGGAGGAGCUGGUGGUGGACUAUGUGGAGAUGGACAUAAACAAAAUGACAGUAAAGAUGCCUCAUCAGAUGUUUAUAAAUGGAGAAUUUGUGGAUGCAGCAGGUGGAAAAACAUACAAGAGCAUUAAUCCAACCACCGGCACGGCCCUUUGUGAUGUGUCCUUGGCUCAGAUCAGUGAUGUGGACAGAGCUGUCGCUGCAGCCAAAGAGGCGUUUGAGAAUGGAGAGUGGGGCAAAAUGAACCCCCGAGACAGAGGCCGCCUCAUUUACAAGUUGGCUGACCUGAUGGAGCAGCACCAGGAGGAGCUGGCCACUAUUGAGUCCCUGGACUCGGGUGCUGUCUACACUCUCGCCCUGAAGACUCACAUUGGCAUGUCUAUUCAGACCUUCCGCUAUUUUGCUGGCUGGUGUGACAAAAUUGAGGGCAGCACUAUCCCCAUCAACCAGGCCAGGCCUAAUCGCAACAUUACAUUUACAAAAAGGGAACCCAUCGGUGUGUGUGCUAUAGUGAUUCCUUGGAACUACCCUCUGAUGAUGCUGGCCUGGAAAACUGCAGCCUGUUUAGCUGCUGGGAACACUGUGGUCCUCAAACCAGCUAUGGUGACUCCUCUGACGGCACUCAAAUUUGCAGAGUUGACUGUAAGAGCAGGAUUUCCAAAGGGUGUCAUAAACAUUCUUCCAGGAUCAGGCGCUCUGGCUGGUCAGCGAUUGUCAGACCACCCUGAUGUUCGUAAGCUUGGCUUCACUGGCUCCACUGAAAUUGGCAAACAAAUCAUGAAGAGCUGCGCUGUGAGUAAUGUCAAAAAGGUUUCUCUGGAGCUCGGAGGAAAGUCUCCUCUCAUUAUCUUUGGUGACUGUGACAUGGACAAGGCAGUGCGCAUGGGGAUGAGCUCAGUGUUCUUCAAUAAGGGAGAGAACUGCAUUGCAGCUGGCAGGCUGUUUGUGGAGGAUACUAUUCAUGACCAGUUUGUCAAAAAAGUGGUGGAGGAAGUGAAGAAGAUGAAGAUCGGAGACCCACUUGACCGAGCGACUGACCAUGGUCCUCAGAACCACAAAGCCCACUUGGACAAACUGGUGGAGUACUGUCAGACCGGAGUGAACGAGGGGGCCACGCUGGUGUAUGGGGGCAAGCAAGUGGAGCGUCCAGGGUUCUUCUUUGAGCCCACCAUCUUCACUGACGUAGAAGACCACAUGUUUAUUGCUAAAGAAGAGUCAUUUGGACCAGUUAUGAUCAUAUCCAAAUUCAAGAGCGGAGAGGUAGAUGAUGUCCUAAGGAGGGCUAAUGAUACAGAAUAUGGACUGGCAUCUGGAGUCUUCACAAAAGACAUCAGCAAAGCUCUGUAUGUCAGUGAGCGACUGAAUGCAGGCACUGUUUUUGUCAACACGUACAAUAAAACAGAUGUGGCUGCACCAUUUGGCGGAUUCAAACAAUCUGGAUUUGGCAAAGACCUGGGAAAAGAAGCUUUGAAUGAAUACUUGAAGACGAAGGCAGUAACUAUUGAGUAUUGAGUCCAGUACUUCAGACCAGGGGAGCAAAAUCCCCAAUCUUGAAAACUAAUGUGCCUUAACAUACACAAACUUUAAUAUGUUUAGGGACCACAUGCAAACACAAUAAUCUCAUAAAAGAUGAAGAGAUGCUUUUCCAGAUUUAGCUAAAGCUAAUUUCCAUCUGCAGUCCACGGGCAGUGCAACAAUUAAAUUUUUAACAUAUUGAAUGUAUUUGAAGAUAGAACUAAUAUUGUUGCUGUGAAGUUAGAAUAAAAAUUAACUUUUAUUCACCUCAGUUACUGUGACUUUUUUAGUGAUGUGAAACAGAGACCGUGUUUCUCCACUUUCUCCAAAGGCUGGUGGUAGGACAUAAACAUCGCUGGUUGAGUGGAUAGAUCCACUGACCCACAGGUUGUUGGUGCAAUUCCAGCUUCCACAGAUGAAUGCUUUCAUUGUGUUGCCUUGCCCCCAUGUCUGCGUGCACUGGUGUAUGAAUGUGUGUGUGAAUGAGUGAUUGGUUCCUUGAUCUUAAGCGCUAUGAGUGCCUUGAAGGUGGAAAAGUGGUAUAUAAAAAUGUGACCUUUUACCAUAGAGUUCUAUUUGUUUGGAUGAUUGCAGCCUAACUUGAUUUGACACAAAGUAUUUGCCGUACUAAUGCACUUAUCCAAGAGGGAACCUAAUGUCAUCUAAAAUGCACAUUGUUGUUUUUUGUGUAUUUUAUUAGCUGUGUUUGCAUUGUUAUUGUUAUGCCACUCACGAGCUUAUUGUACUCCACAA